Rosa chinensis is the source of this 1936-nucleotide messenger RNA. RefSeq names its product FCS-Like Zinc finger 10. The record is from RefSeq and is a predicted model, not a curated record. The transcript has 3 exons. NCBI's taxonomy places the organism in Eukaryota, Viridiplantae, Streptophyta, Magnoliopsida, Rosales, Rosaceae. Bases 334 to 1551 code for a protein of 405 amino acids.
AUUACAUUACAGUCAUUUGUUUUAUUAUUCUAGAGAGAGAAGACACACAAGAGGAGUCUAGAGAGAGAGAGAGUGUGAAGAGUAUUUCAGAAGCUCAGUGCUUCCCUGAUUUUGAGGUAGAGAGUGAGAGAGAGGAGGAGUGGAGUGCAAGUUUCACAGAGAGAGACACACACACACACCGCUUGUCAUUUCUUUUCUUUCUUUACUGCAUUUGGGGCCUUCUCUCUUUCAAAAACCAUCAUCUCUCUCAAGUUUUCCAGAGCAGUGCUGAAACAGACACACAAAAGCCAGAAAAAGAGGGCUUUUUGGUGCCCAAUUGGGGAUUUUGAGAUAAUGCUGAGGAAGAGGACCAGGUCAACUCAGAAGGAUCAAGAUCAACACCAAAUGGGGCAUCUGCCGAUUUCUAAUGCUGGGUCUGAGUCACAUUUCCGGUCUGAUGUUCUUGGACCGAAUCCCAAAAGCAACUCUUUUUUCACUGUCCCUGGUCUGUUUGUGGGGUUGAGUCCUAUAGGUUUAACAGAUUCUGAUUCAGUUAGGAGCCCAACUUCGCCUCUGGAUUUCAGGGUGUUUUCGAAUCUAGGCAGCCCCUUUAGGUCCCCAGGAUCACCUCUUGAUGGGCAUAAGAGGAGCUGGGGUUGUAGUAAAGUAGGCUUAAGCAUCAUCGACUCUCUUGAUGAUGAUGCCAAGUUUUCUGGGAAAGUUCCUAGAUCAUCAGAGAGUAAGAACAUUCUUUUUGGACCUGGGAUGAGGACUAAAACCCGAGAUUCUCAAUCCAAUACCAAUUCUAUUGGGUCACCUAGAUCUCUGCCUAAGAAUUAUGCAAUUUUCCCUCAUUCCAAAGUCAAGUCUCCUUUACAAGAGAGUAGCUCUGAUGUUGUUUUUGAAAUUGGAGAAACACCAUCAGAACCUGAGUCAUUUGGAAAAAUAAGGUCUUGCUCACUGGAUUCUGCUAGGACUUUUUCAACCCUAUCAGGUUUAAGCAAGCUUAACCCCAAUUCCACUACUGGAAAUUUUUGCUUGGAGAAUUUAACCAACCCACAAUUUAUUGGAGGAAGCCCCAACUCAACCACGCAAAUGACUGUUGGAUCCGUUGGUUCUGGCAAUGGGUUUGUUGGGUCUCUCUCAGCUAGUGAGAUUGAGCUUUCUGAGGAUUAUACCUGUGUAAUUUCUCAUGGUGCCAAUCCUAAAACAACUCAUAUCUUUGGUGACUGCGUUUUGGGAUGCCACUCUGAAGAUUUGAGCAAUUUUGGUAAGAAUGAGAAGAUGGAAAUUGGAUCACCUCAGCUGGCUACGAGCUUGGGGAGUUUUGUUCAGUACCCCUCAAACAAUUUCCUGAGCUUCUGCCACUACUGUAACAAAGAACUGGAAGAGGGGAAAGACAUUUUCAUAUACAGGGGUGAGAAAGCAUUUUGCAGUUUGAGUUGCCGCUCUGUGGAGAUUUUGAAUGAUGAGGAAUUGGAGCAGUGCGAUGACGAAUCUUCUGAAAAGCCUCUCGAGUCAGAUGAUGGCAAGGAACUUUUUUUCGAAACUGGCCUCAUUGCUGAUAAAUAAGAGAUUACUCCACCACCACCACACCAUGUUUGAUGAGACCUGUUAAUAUAGGCAGACGCCCCUGAUCAUCUGUAUACGAAGAGCUGUUUGUGUGCAUCGCUUGGCAGCCAUGGAUGAUCGUUUUGUACAUGUUUGUGUUUGCUAAUUGUGUUUCAGCUUUCAUGGUCUUGGUGGAUUAUAGGUAACUAGUUUUACUUUCCAUAAAUUAGACAUUGAUGUAUGCCAUCAAAGUACUAUACAUUACUGCCUGUAAUUCAUGUGGAAGGGUGAAAGCCGACUUUUUUGGCUUCCCCAUUUUACUACUUCAACCUGGGUCUUUCGGUGACAAGAGUUGUGUAAUCAUGAACCAGUUUUUGACUGAAUUUAUUAAGCACUAUUACCAAUA